Molecule: messenger RNA, 3086 nt
Organism: Poeciliopsis prolifica (blackstripe livebearer)
Lineage: Eukaryota; Metazoa; Chordata; Actinopteri; Cyprinodontiformes; Poeciliidae
Gene: rbbp8nl
Product: retinoblastoma binding protein 8-like
Exons: 14
Coding region: 168-2006 (612 amino acids)
Biological process (GO): double-strand break repair via homologous recombination; DNA double-strand break processing involved in repair via single-strand annealing
Cellular component (GO): site of double-strand break
Molecular function (GO): Y-form DNA binding; flap-structured DNA binding; damaged DNA binding
Source: RefSeq, a predicted model, not a curated record
CUCCUUCACCUCAGUCUCUUCUGCUUCUCUCCUCUCCAGUGUUCUGUUCCCUCUCUCUGUUUCAAGCCCAUUUUGGACUUCUGAACGGAGAGGCAGAAAUCGGGACAGAAGGAGCGCCGCAGCCAGAGUUCCCAGGGUGACUGAGUUUAAGUGAAGUUCAACUGUGAAUGUUGGAAAUAAUGGAGAGCUUUAAAGACCUUCUGCAGAAGCUGCAGGAAGCCCAUGAAGGAGAAGUGGAAGUUUUACAGGUGAAAGUCAAAGAGCUGUCCAACAAGAAGGGCUGCGACACAAAGCGGAUGGAGGAACUAUUCACCAGAAACCAGCAGAUGAAAGAGCAGCAGAAAUUACUAAUGGAGAACAUCAAGACUCUAGAAAACAGACUGAGAGCCGGUCUGUGUGACAGAUGUACCGUAACCCAAGAAGUCGCCAAGCGAAGACAGCAGGAGCACGAAGCCUUACGCAUACAGAGCCUUCAGCACAUCUCCCUCCUUGCUGGAGAAAUGACCAACCUUCGGAAAGAGAAUCUUAGACUUAAAAACGAGAUUGCCAGUUUAAGAGCAGCACUUGAAAGUUGCAGCGAGCACAACAACAACAAUAACAACAACUCUGUCGACAUCAAACCAAAGUUGUCUCCUGACCCCCUGUCCCCCGGAGCUGUAGCCCUGGUCAGCCCAACCAGCCAGUCCAGAGACCAACCAGCAGAUGGCGAUGUACUGGUGAAGACUGAGGCAGACCACAGAGGUGAAGAAACUGAAUGCAGGCUGCUGAGAGGCACAAACCGAAGUAUUUUUGAAGUAUACAAGCCUCAGCCAACUUCAGCAUCAUCAUCCUGGAAGACAGAGCACAGACUAAACCGAUCUAGAGAGAAUAGCAUUGAAGCACUUGAUCAGCAUUCCUCCAUGCAUAACCCACUUCUUCGGAAGAAGUCCUCCUCCUCACCAAGUGGAGAGGUGAGACCAAACAGACCUGUGAUCCACGCGCCCAUCCCCUGCCAUCCCAAGCCAAUCAAGAGUGGCCCCGUCUCUCUGCCCUGGCCUCUAUCUGAAGGUCCGAACUGGGGUCCCCUGGCAGCUGUGGGAGCCAACCCGGGCCUGCAGAACCCUUCCAACAGGCUUCAUCUGACACGUCUUUCCAACUUGAUCCCACAAAUCUCACAAGCCACCAUCAGAAGGCAUAGUUUAGGUUCUCCGUGGCAGAGCCAAAAGCAGAGCACGCCUCCGCCCCCUAAAGAACCAACAGUGGUGUUCACAUUCAGGAGGAUGCCAGAGAACAUAGAGAAUGAAACUAAGCCUGUGGAGAAAAGAGAAAGCCCACCUUCCAAGACUGAAAAAGUCUCUGGAGAAGAACUUCGAGAGAGCUCUGACGGGCCUCUGGACCUUUCCGAUCGAGCGAAGUCUAAACCUAACCAACCUGGAAAUGAUGACAGUCCCAUCGCCUUGCAAAGCGAAGGAGACAUACAGAGGAGCCCUGACAGAAAUGUAAAUACAGCCAUACCUGUGUCAUCACCUUCACUCAUUUCUCUCCCUUCUUCCUCCUCCUCAACACCCAUCAAACAAGAACAAGAGUUGAACAGUGAUCAUAACCAUGAGGUUAACGAUCAGGACAAAAACGAAGAAGCAAAUGAUAAAAUGGAGCAAAGCAACGGAAAGAAAGUUCCUGUCCUCACUCUGUCAUUACGUCCAGCACUGGUAAGGCUAGAGACCCUCACAUCUCCGCUCCAGAAACAAGAGUUGAAGACGUCAAACGGCAAGCAAAAGUGUCCUUCUAUUGCGAGCCCUUGUGCUUCCUCAGCAUCGCCACAGUCCUCAUCUUCAGCAAAUGAGGCAGACAGCAGCCUGGACGAGCAGGAAGACAAUAGUGGGUCGGGUCAGGAGAGCAAGGCAGGCCACAGGAGGAAGAGACUCCGCAUAGAGACCGAAACCGACAAAGACUCAGACACAAACAACACGCACCAGGAUAGAAGAUUCAAGAUCACAGUGAGAACCGAGGAGAGGAGCCCCAGCUAGAGAGGGGGAUGAAAAUCACACCUGGACGCUCAUACCGACGAGAAGUUACCAAUUUCCUCCCACACGGAGGCAGCGUGGCGAGAUGCAAACCCAGCACCGACUUCAUCAAACAUCCUGAACGCUCUGCCGCGGAAAGGAACGGCUCAUUUGCAUAUUGUUUUAUUUCAUAAGCGUGACGCCUAACCAGCUUCCACUCCCUUUUACAUCAGUUUUUGUGUGUGUGUGUGUGUGUAUGCGUGUGUGUGUGUGUGUGCAUGUGUGUGUGUGUGCAGAACGUGAUCAAAAAAUCACACGUGCAACCGAAUAUACACCUUCAUAUACAUGUAGAGGUUGUAACUUUGCAAAUACAGGUUGCACCAAUAUGGUACGGCUUCAUAUUUGUCACCUACAGAAAAUAACAGUAAUCUGUAGGUUUGUCAGCAGAAGUGAAAGACAUUAGUCAGCUGAUUUGUAUUAUGGCAGGUUAUUAUUAUAUUGUGUGUGCGCCUGUCUCUCUCGUUCUGGAUGUUCCUUUUUAUACUCUGAACAUACUGCUAAACCAACAGUAGUGUCAUCUCCCAACAUGUUGCGUCAUAGCGAAUGCAUUGUAGCUCGUAGUCGACGCAAAAACCGAGCAGCUCGGAUUCUGGGAUGAGAACUCAUCCUCAACGCCAGCAGCUUUCCAGAGUAGCCACACUGUUUCAACUCUGUCACUCAACCAGCAUGAGGAAAAAAGUUUCUUAUUUUUUCUUCUGGUUUUGUCACAUUCAAAUCUAGAACAAAUCUUUAAUAUAAAAAAAAAACAAAACGCUGAGUUACAAAGCAGUUGUCAAAUGAUGACUUCAAUCAUGGCCUUACGUGAAACAUAAUUUCUACCACUGUUAAAGUCUUGACAGUCCUGUGAUUGAUCAGGGUUUUUUGUUUGUUCUUUUUUUCUUUUUGCUUCAGUUUUACUGUAGAAUUAAGAAAUCACUUAAACAGCUUGUCUCACAUGAUCUGACAAAUUAGCAGAUCAUGUCCAGACUGACAGAAGUGAAUUAGUGUCAUGAGUUGUAUCGUGUUAAAUAUGUGGUUGGAAUAAAAUUGAACAGUUUUCUUUUA